AUGGCUUCUUCUUCUUCGAAACUCUUCACUCCCCUCCAAGUCGGGCACAUGCAGCUCGCCCACCGCAUUACCAUGGCCCCGUUAACCCGCUUCCGAAACGAUGACGACCAUGUGCCCCUUCCCAUCGUGAAGGAGCAUUACGAACAGCGCGGAUCCGUCCCCGGAACCCUCCUCAUCACCGAGGCCACCCUCAUCUCCCCGCGCGCCGGCGGCUUCGCCAACGUCCCCGGCAUCUGGAGCGAGGCGCAGAUCGCCGCCUGGCGCACCGUCACCGACGCUGUGCACGCCAAGGGCUCCUACAUCUUCAUGCAGCUCUGGGCGCUGGGCCGGGUCGCCAACCCGACCAACCUGGCGAAGGACGGCUACGACCUCGUCUCCAGCAGCGCCGUCCCCGCGACCCCCGAGGGCCCUGCGCCCCGGGCCUUGACCGAGGACGAGAUCCGCGACUACAUCCGCGACUACGCGCAGGCGGCGCAGAACGCCAUUGCGGCUGGGUUCGACGGGGUCGAGAUCCACGGCGCGAACGGGUACCUGAUUGACCAGUUCACACAGGAUACGGCCAACCAGCGCACGGAUGGCUGGGGCGGCAGCGUUGAGAACCGCGCGCGUUUCGCGCUGGAGGUCACCCGGGCUGUGACGGAGGCCAUUGGCGCCGAGAGGACGGGCAUCCGCUUCAGUCCCUUCAGUACCUUCCAGGGGAUGCGCAUGGCGGACCCCGUCCCGCAGUUCGAGUAUCUGGCGCGCAAGACGAAGGAGUUCAAGCUGGCGUAUGUGCAUCUGGUCGAGCCGCGCAUUGCGGGUAACACGGAGGUCGAGGAGCCCACCGCUGACUCGUUGGAUUUCUUCUUCCGUGCUUACGAGAACGCGGGCCCUAUCAUGGUGGCCGGCGGCUAUAAGGCUGAGUCGGCCAAGGAGGCUGUUGACUCGCUCUACAAGGACUAUGAUACCCUUGUUGCUAUGGGACGGCCCUUUACCUCGAACCCGGAUUUGCCUUUCAAGGUCAAGGCGGGCAUUCCUUUGAGGGAUUAUGAGAGGGAGAAGUUCUAUCUGGUUAAGGAUCCGAAGGGAUACACUGAUUAUGAGUUUAGCGAGGAGUUCAAGUCUGUGCAGGUUGCUGCUUGA
Aspergillus nomiae NRRL 13137 is the source of this 1122-nucleotide messenger RNA. RefSeq names its product alkene reductase. Bases 1 to 1122 code for a protein of 373 amino acids. The record is from RefSeq and is a predicted model, not a curated record. Lineage: Eukaryota; Fungi; Ascomycota; Eurotiomycetes; Eurotiales; Aspergillaceae. Gene Ontology annotation, molecular function: FMN binding; NADPH dehydrogenase activity. The transcript has a single exon.